AAGAUGACUCCUCCAGUGUGCAUCAUAUAACUGGUCCCUUUUCUCGUUCAUGCAAUGAGCAGUGGGUUGUGCACUCGCGGCUAUAUGAAAGCCGAAUUGCCGAUUUAUCUGUAUGACGGAGAUUCCUAGUUGUCCAAUUUGAUAUUACCUAACUAUGUUGCCUAUAUGCAAACACAUUGCAUUUAUUCUGGUAAUAAAUAGAAUGUUACGGCGCAGAAUGUAGGUCGGAGCUCGCCCGACCCGAGUUCGGCUUCUUAGCGAUACUCCGCACUUCUCCAACUACCUGACUGUGAUGUUGAUAACCAGUGAACCGAUGCAUUAAUUACAUCUCUUUUAGCGCGUUCUUUUUCCUUCUAAUAUUAUCGUUUUUCUGGUGCCUUUGAGGUUCGGCAGGAAGACAGAAUGACUGCCAGUAUUUUGUCUACCCGACUGUCAAGAGUCAAAUGUCGAACGACCUUUCCGCCGCAACUUCGCCCAAUCUCUAGAUUUUCUACAUCUCCAAGAGUAUCAGGCUAUGAGGACACUUUGAAGAAUCUCAAAAUUGGUGCGCAUACAAAGGUCUUGUACCAAGGAUUUACCGGUCGUCAGGCAACUGCAAAUGCCAAAGAGUCACUGGACUGGGGGACAAAUAUUGUUGGGGGUGUCAAGCCAGGCGUAGAAGGCGAGCAUCUCGGCUUGCCGGUUUUUCCAUCUGUACGAGCGGCAAAAGAAAAAGUCAACCCAGAUGCUUCCGCUAUUUAUGUGCCAGGAGGUCAGACUGCCCAAGCAAUUGAGGAGGCUCUCGAGAACGAAAUCCCUCUCGUCGUAGCUGUUGCGGAACAUGUUCCCCUUCAUGAUAUGCUACGGAUACACGCCAUGCUCAAAACACAGUCGAAAACAAGACUUGUAGGCGCCAACUGCCCUGGUAUUAUAUCUGCGGUAGGUAAGUGCCGUAUCGGAUUCCAGCCUCUGCCGUGCUUCUCCCCCGGCAGGAUAGGUAUCGUGGCCAAAUCCGGUACGUUGAGUUAUGAAACGGUUGCUUCUACGACAAGGGCUGGUCUGGGUCAAAGUCUAUGUAUCAGCAUGGGAGGAGAUGUCUUGGCUGGUACAACUUUUGUCGACGCCUUGAAAAUCUUCGAGGACGAUCCUGAUACAGAUGGAAUUAUGAUUGUGGGUGAGGUAGGAGGCACUGCCGAGUUGGAUGCGGCAGAGUGGAUUAAGGAUUACCAUAAGAGAAACUCCAAUCCCAAACCGAUCAUGGCACUUCUAGGAGGAUUGGAAGCUCCUCCCGGCCGAGUUAUGGGGCAUGCUGGGGCAUGGGCAGCACCCGGCGAACCUGAUGCGAAGGCCAAAUACCAGGCGCUCGAGAAAGCCGGCGUGACUCUGGUGUCGCAUCCUGAAAAGUUCGGGGCUGGAAUGAAGGCUCUCCUUGGAGCUAGGAGGUAUCGCUCGAAUUUUUCAACGCUUCCCAAGUCAGCCAGUCAGCAGAGAGGCUUCCACACCAUGAGACGGUUCAAAAAUCCUGUUAACUCCCGAAGCUUUCAAGGGCAACGGUGUUCCCUAUAUAUAAAGCAGCACCAAGCAUUUGAAAAGCUCGAGAAAUACACAAUCAAAACGCAAGAAAAACCUGCGGGCCCGGAGGACUUCAACCUAUCGAUUACCGUCGAUCGAACGUCACUGUCACCAUGCAUCACAGUUUCUUCUGUCUCUGCAUCUCGUGGACCCUCUCUGAGAAUCCCUUUCAAUUACGAGAGGCCCGAGUUUUUCAACGAAAACAAUACUAUAAUACACGAUAUUGGUUCCUUCCUUGCUAUCCCGAAAGACUGCCAUGGAGAUCUGGGCAUAUAUAUUAAUAGCCUCUAUAACAUCUUCAAAAAAAAUGAGGCGUUUGCCCUCGAAACAAGAGCUUCACUCUCCGAGGAGGACGGAAAAUUGAGAGUGCAUGCAGCCCAUUUUGGCUUUGAUGAUGCCGCUUUUAAAAGUUCUGACCGACAAAAAGAAGUGCAUGCUUUACGUGAUACCAGGGAGGAGGUCCCGGAGGAAGUUAUUGCAGAGACAAAGGGGAUUAUUUACGUUAAACUCGCUGGUGAGGGAAGCAUUGGGACUUUAGUCAAUGGCGCGGGUCUUGCGAUGAAUACGGUUGAUGCACUUAUAUUGAAAGGGGGCUCCCCCGCCAAUUUCCUCGAUACCGGCGGCAAAGCAACCACGGAAUCUGUGAAGUCGUCCUUUCGUAUUCUUUGCUCGGAUGCACGUGUCAAGACCAUCUUUGUCAAUAUUUUUGGCGGCCUCACCAGGUGUGACAUGAUUGCUGAGGGCAUCAUCAUGGCUUUCCGGGAUUUGGACAUGAAGGUACCAGUCGUGGUACGUUUGCGAGGCACCAAUGAAGAAAAGGGCCAAAGGAUGAUUGCUAAUAGUGGACUCCCACUACACUCUUUUGACAGCUUCGACGACGCAGCAGACAAAGUCAUCAGUCUUGCUAAAGGGGCGCUAUAGACAAACAAUGUAGAUAUUAUGCAGAUAGAAUCUAUACAGUAUCUAAUUUCAUUGCAAUAUUUUAGCCAAUAUCUGUAUGACGUCCGAAGAAAACUCGGGACUCGGAGCUCAGUAGGCUGCUACAUUAUUUUUGAGUUGCUAUACCUCACUCACAACAGCCUCAGCACUAAGCACAUCCUUUGUCGAGAUGGUUCUAUAUACUAAAGACGAAGUAGAUAAAUCUUGUUGGGGAUCUGAUCUUGCCGAGGUACUUGCGAAUAGCCGUUCCACCGGCCAGGCGUCAUCACAGUAGUUUCUCAUGAGUAAAAGUGGCCUACGGAUUAUUAAUAAUCCUGAGCAAUGCACAACUUUCAUUAAUCUUUACGGCCGAAAUUCAGAAUGCAAAUAGUGGCUGUUGCUCAGAAGAAGAUCAAAUGCUU
Molecule: messenger RNA, 2891 nt
Organism: Talaromyces proteolyticus
Lineage: Eukaryota; Fungi; Ascomycota; Eurotiomycetes; Eurotiales; Trichocomaceae
Product: putative succinyl-CoA synthetase subunit alpha
Exons: 10
Coding region: 403-2472 (689 amino acids)
Biological process (GO): tricarboxylic acid cycle
Cellular component (GO): mitochondrion; succinate-CoA ligase complex (ADP-forming)
Molecular function (GO): succinate-CoA ligase (GDP-forming) activity; succinate-CoA ligase (ADP-forming) activity
Source: RefSeq, a predicted model, not a curated record